Messenger RNA from Aureobasidium pullulans EXF-150, 2121 nucleotides. RefSeq names its product SET domain-containing protein. The transcript has 4 exons. The coding region runs from base 1 to 2121 and encodes 706 amino acids. The record is from RefSeq and is a predicted model, not a curated record. Gene Ontology annotation, molecular function: protein binding. NCBI's taxonomy places the organism in Eukaryota, Fungi, Ascomycota, Dothideomycetes, Dothideales, Saccotheciaceae.
AUGGGAGAACAUCAACAUCCCCUCCAGUCUGACUCGAAGCGAACCGAGCGCAUAAAACUCAAGAGAGAUGAAAUUGUUAAGGAGCAUUCGGAAUUGGCUACUGAGCACCAUACUGUAUGGCACGCCAGAAGUCAAGAUGCAGACCCGCCAUGUCUGAGAUCACUCCAAGAUUUAAAGAGGGUUCGACUUGGUAAUCUUCGUUCACAAAAUCACGGCUCAGUUCUCUUGGUUCGUGCAAUCGAACAACCUAUACAACUGGGGCCGCUAUUCCCUGUCAUGAAUGUGGUUGAGGAUAUCACCAACGACGUCAGCCAUAUGGAAGUUUUUUUUUCUAGCACUUCGCCACCAGCGGCAAUACUCACGCAAGGCACUGUACUUGCGAUCAAGGAGCCGCUUUACGUUAUGAAUCAUGGUAAAAGGGUGAUCCGAGUUGUACAGCCCUCGAAUGUCAAAGUCCUCAAGCCUGAACAUGAGAUGUUUCCUAGAGUGUUUGCGGAGCCGCCUCCAUUGGUCCCAAAAACAAGUAUGGAGUGGGCGAAGGAAGGCAACAAUGCACUGGAAAUAGGAGAGUACAGUCGAUCAGUAAAUUGUUUCACGAGCGGCCUAGGAACACAUCCCGAGAAUGACGAGCUACGACAGAGCCUGCAUCGCAGUCGCGCCACAGCUGCGUUUCAUGCUGGUCAGUAUGACCUGGCGAUGGCCGACGCUUUUUUGUCGCUCCCAGCACCGGGCGAUACGCUGAAAUCAACAGACUGCACCGCUCUACGUUGUGCAGGAGAUGCUGCUUAUAAAUUGCGCGAGUUCUCACAGGCACGAGCAAUAUAUCAGCGUCUACUCUCAAUCUUGCCAGCUGACAUACAAGGUCUCGGAGAGCUACGCAAGAUUGAAGCAAGGAUACAUGAAGAGACGACCGGUGCCUACAACUUCAGAGCCUUGCUGGAAGAUCAAAUACUCGCGGACCAUGCAACUUUUAUCAACAGGACCGAGGUUCAAGACUCAGAAGGCCAUGGGCGUGGAGUAUUUGCUAAAGACGACAUCGUCUGUGGUGAACUCAUCUUUUGUGAGAAGGCGUUUACCAUCUCACAUCCACCUCCCCAACUUUCGGGAGACCAUCACUCCAUCAGUAGUACGAAUUAUUACGGUGGCUGUGGGAAGGGAGUAGCUGCAUUGUGGCUUCACACAGUGCAAAAGCUCUAUGCUAAUCCGUCCCUCGCUCGAUCAAUACUCGCACUAUACGGCGGCACGACCUAUUCAAGUGACGCCGACCUACCAUACGUAGAUGGACAAAUCGUGAUAGACGUCUUUCAAAUCCUGCAAAUCAUCGACCACAACGUUUACGGUUUCGAGGCUGGGCACGCCCAACAACCCUAUGGCAGUACCAAAUACUCAUCCAACGAAGAACGAGAGUCGGUUGGCCUCUUCGCAUAUGCGUCGUACUUGAACCACUCUUGUUUGAAUAAUACCAGCAGGAGCAUAAUAGGCGAUAUGAUGCUGGUCCGAGCAUCUAAACCCAUUCGCAAAGGCACCGAAAUCACAACCACAUACUUGUCACCUAGUAUCGGCGAACCGGGACGCACAGCAGAACUAAACAGAAUCUGGAAGUUUCAUUGCGACUGCAAGCUUUGUGCUGCUGAAAUCGCUUGCAACACACAGUGGAAACCAAUUUUCGACGAAGUAAGGUCACACAGACUACCUCAAGACCUGGAAGACCCUGCUUUGCUGGAAGACCGGAUCCACCAGGCACAAACCCUCAUCGGCAGAGUUGAAGAGACUUAUUCCACGCUCAACGGACUGCCUCGCGUCGCACUGAGGGAGCUGCAAGAGAUUCUGAUGGUCUCGAACAGUCGUCUGGGCCAUUAUGACAAGUCAUGCGAACAUGCACUAUGCUUGUUGCGAGAAAGUGGCUAUCAGAUAUCGACGGAAGCGUCACAAGUACGGAUGGACUUUACAAAUGGAGUUCCCACCAGAGGGGUGGUGGACGCGCUUUUUCUCCUUGCAAAACAGGAACAAUACCAGGAGGUCGUUAAGCAGUUCUUGUUGCUGGCCAAACAGAUAUAUCUGACCUUGAACGGUACAUCCAAUGCGUGGGACGUGGCUUACGGAGAACUCGUAGAUCGAUGA